Molecule: messenger RNA, 2232 nt
Organism: Astyanax mexicanus (Mexican tetra)
Lineage: Eukaryota; Metazoa; Chordata; Actinopteri; Characiformes; Acestrorhamphidae
Gene: ndc80
Product: NDC80 kinetochore complex component
Exons: 17
Coding region: 163-2070 (635 amino acids)
Biological process (GO): attachment of mitotic spindle microtubules to kinetochore
Cellular component (GO): Ndc80 complex
Source: RefSeq, a predicted model, not a curated record
CUAAAAAUAUAUAUUUUUAUUUUUACCAAAAAAAAAAGAAAAUAUGCGAGUGACGUCACGCCGUGGUCCGUUGGAAGGCGUGUUGGCGGAUAUUUUUGAAAAGGACGGAGGAAGGAGAGCCGCACCGAAAACUGGAUAGUGUUACUAAAAUAAGAGUCAACAAUGAGUCGAAGACCUAGCCGAAGAUUUUCAGAGAUGCCUUUGCGUGUAACAGAUGGCAGAAUGAGUAUGGUGAAUGCGACGCCACAGAACAAAGACAACGUAUUUGGAAAGCUGAACAUCCCAAAACCUCAGUCUGGUACAUCAGAAAGGAGAACCAGCUUUUUUGGAAAAGGUGCUGGUGGUGGGGGCCAGAGGAACAGCUUGUUUGGCUCAUAUGGAGGCACAGAAAAGAUUAAGGAUCCAAGACCACUUCAUGACAAAACAUUUGUCCAACAGUGUAUCAAACAGCUUUGUGAGUUCCUAGGAGAUAAUGGAUUCCCUGGUACCAUCACAGUAAAAGCUCUCCAGUCACCUUCUACAAAAGAGUUCCUGAAGAUAUUUGAGUUCAUCUACAGUUUGCUGGACCCAACCUUUCAGUUGCCUACUACCAAGAUUGAAGAGGAGAUUCCAAGAAUGUUCAAAGACUUAGGGUACCCAUUUGCAUUGUCAAAAAGCUCCAUGUACUCGAUUGGGGCUCCACAUACCUGGCCUCAGGCUCUAGGUGCACUCAUUUGGCUCAUUGAUGCAGUUAAAAUCUUCAACAGUAUAAAAGGUCAGAAUCUGCUGUUUGCAGACUUCUCAGAUGGAACCACCGAGCUAGAGGAGGGAGUUGAGUAUAAUAAGCUGUUCUUAGACUACUGCUCUAAGACCUACAACAAGUUCAUGCAGGGAGCAGAUACCUUUGAAGAUGAGGAUUUGGAGUAUCUCAGUCAUCUGAAGAGGUUGUACAAUGUGGAUGAAGCCCUACUAGAGUCCCAGCAUGAAAAAUACAGGAUUUUGAUGGAAGAGGUUGAGAGACUGGAGAAAGAGAGCCAUACUGACAGGCUAAUGGCACAGAGGACUGAUAAGCUGAGGUUGCAGACUGAUCUGCAGAAAUUACAAAGCUACCGUACACACAUGGAGGCAUUUAAAAGUCACCUGGAGAAUAAGGUUGCUGGGCUGACUGAAGAGAUGGAGGCUGCUGACCUUCAGCUAGAGAGUCUGAAGCAGGAGAAGGGCAGACUGCAGCAUAUUCUAGAGAAUCAGAAGUUCACCCCAGCCGAUAUUGAACGGAUCAACAGGGAGCGGAAUGAACUACAGCAGACCGUCAGCAGCCUGAGCCGUAGUCUAGAAGAAGCCCAGCAGCUGGCAUGGAAUGAAGAAAUCACCCUGGUUAAAACCAAGGAGAGAGCAGAGGUCAAGUUGGCAGAGUACCACAAACUGGCACGAAUGCUUAAGCUCAUCCCUCAGUCUGCAGAGAAUGCCUGUGGCCAUGACUUUGAGAUCAAAACAGUCAGUGACUAUGGUCCCACCACUGCUACUCUGAUCCGAACACAGAUACAGAAUCCUCUCAAAAACAUGCUUGUGGAUGUAGAAGAGGAGUUCAGCAGAAUGACCAAUAUGAAACUUAGCCUGGAGGAGACAGUGGAGCAGGUGAAUUCCAACAUUUCUGAGAAGAUGAAUGACAUAAAGCAGAUAAAGGAGCAGAUUCGUAGACUGGAUCAACAACUGGAGAAUGACAUGCAGGAGCUCGCUCAGGAAGAGGAAAAGUGGGCAGCAGAUGUAGACGGCGCUGAAAGAAACAAAAAGCUUCUGGAAAAGAAGGUUAUGGAUGGCUAUGAAGAGGCUGAAGAGCAUCUUAAAGCAGCCCAACAACAAUACCACCUUGUGCUUCAGGAGACCAAAGAGGAGAGCCGGUUGGUAGCAAACAAUUUGACUCAUGUCUUCACCGCUGCAGUUAACCACUUGGGUAUAGUUGAGAAACAAUGUAAUGACCAACUUAAAAGGAUGGACAAGGUUAAUGAAAUUAUCCGUGAAGACCAAGCAGACCUGCAACAGCUGAAGGAGAUGAUAGAAAACUUUGUAUCUAGAGCAAACAGCCUUGAAUGACUGAAGGGGAAACCAGUUUGUAAAUAGUUUUGCACUCUUAUUACUAAUGUUAAGACUUUUCUUCUUUCUACUCUUUACUCUUUGUACACUGUUUAUUAAAAUGUGUUCUGUUUUAUAUGUUGCUGUUGUAAUAAACCUAUUUUAAGAUUUUCUUUUAUUAAA